AUGCGCCGCCACCACCCAACUCUCUUCCCGCACGUCGAGGUCGAUGGUGUCGAGGACGGCGUCGACGAUGAUGACUGGAACGGCGGCAGUCUCUCCCACCCCCGCCCAUUCCCUGCGCCCAACCGCUCCCUCUCCAACACAGGCUCCCUCAAUGGUCUCAACCGCAGCUUCCGCUCUCACCACAACUAUCCUACGCCAAUACAGCCCCCACCACUGAGCAUACCCCGGACACCGUCAUACGUUCCCAAAUACUCAGACCUUUAUGCGCAGUUCAUGCAACGAUACCGGUCCGCGGGGCCAGGCGAGCAGGACGAUCCACGCAACGAUCCGGACAGUCAUUACUUCCACCGAGGCCUUGGUCAGCUAGUCGACGCGGGCGACAGUGACGACGAAGACCUCGCGCACGUCCCUUUGGGCCCCGGAGAUGCCGCCUUCGAUCGUGUGGCCGGCCUACUUGCUGACGCCGACGUCUCCGCCAGUCCAAGCACGCAGAAAGAUGGCGAGCCACCUCGAGAGCACUGGAUCGCAUGGUUGAACUCGGUCUUGUCUGGAAACGUGCUCAAGUCGGAGAAGACGCGCAUAGCGAUGGCGCUCGAGAACUCGGUCGACGAGACGAAUAACCCCCAUGUCCACAUCUGGCUCGCCAUUCGCGCCAAAUUCCAUUCACGAGAUAUAGAGGACGAGAAGAAGAUUCUGGAGGAGCGCCGCCUCCGCUACGUGGACCCCAUCAUACACGAUAUCAACACGUUCGUAGCGUCCCCGCCGCCAGAGGGCGGCGACGCUGCGUCAUGCGCGCUUAACGACAUUCACCGUCUCAAUCACCGCCUCGACAUCGCGGUCUCCCUCUACCCCAACAUCAAGGCGAUGCAGCUUGACCGCCCUGCCGCCGCCAGCCCCGAGUUCAUAACACGCGUCGAUGCGCUCAACACCUGGUCUACCCUCCUCACCUCCCUCCGCGACCACAUCGCUCGAUUACAGCGCUGGACGGGAAGCGAGAAGCUCGAUGUCACACAGCCCUACACGUCCGCUGAAGUGCACAUCGGGCCCUCCAAUGGCUCUGAGGUGGAAGGCAUCAGCUUCGUCGAGCGCGUGUUGAAAGAGGAGUCGAUGCAGCGCACCUUCGAGAAGGGCUCGCUCGUCGUGACACACGCCCUCAUUGGAUCGGCCCGACACGCGCAGAUAACCUACGCCGAGCUCUUCUCGACGAUGAACCUACCCACCUUUGAGCAGGAGCUCAUCCCCCUUCUCUCCUUCGCACCCCGGUUGACGCAGGCAUGCUUACGCGUGCGCCUGGAUUACGUCUCAAAACUGCAGAACCCGGACAACAUGAUCAUCGACCAGAUGAUUGAGGAUAUGCGCGUCAGCAUAGGCCUUUCAUGCACGCUCAAGCGGCAGUACGAGGCGCUCAAUGCACCAGAACCAUCCGGUCACUGGAAUUUGCCGCCAUGUAUCAGCCCCGACUACGACCAGACCAUCUUAGAGGGCCUCAUGACGUUCUUCCGCUUAUUACACUGGAAGCUGAAGAGCGGAGCGAAGGGCAUCUACUUCAAGGAGACGGACGUGUUGGAAGGGCAGUGGGCCACGUUCAACGACGUUGCAUCGACUGCCGCUGGAGGCUCCUGUGUCGUGGCAGAGCAGCUUUGUUCGCUAACGAAUCGGUUGAUGAUUCGAGUUACCAACUACUUUGAUACCCAGGUCCGCGUUCCGACUGGUGAGGAUCCGAACGAACACCGACACGCCGCCGCACAUCGAAGACGAGACUCGGAGGCGGGCGGUCCGAAUGGCGCGAACGGCAGCGGCGCUGUCACGCCAGCGAAUCGCAAGAUGAGCGACCAGCAGAUGGUAAACUGGUACAACAAGAUGUUGGAUAGUGUACGACUGCGGUAUCGUAAGCUGCAGCGCUUCACGAGGGUCCUCACGCAGCGCUUCAGCAAUUCAUCAGAGUACUCGCUCGAAGGUGUACAGCUGGACGCCUUCAUCUCCUGUCUUACCUCCACCGGUCACGUCCUCGUCUAUACCUAUUCCUUCGAGGAGGAUGGUCGGUACAUCAUCGCCUCUAGCAGUCUAGCGAACCGCCCAGACGCCGUCCGCAAGAUUCUGACAGAAGCUUGGACCGUACCUGAGCUACAGCCUGAGGAAGCCGCGCGCCCUCCAUCAGGUACAGGCGAGGAGGAAGAUCGGACUUCUUGGGUCCAGGACGAGCCUCAGUACCUUCUCAUCCUAUCGCCUCGCACUCCCUUUGUCUGGAAUGGCUCGUACAUGGCCCUGGCCAUGCCGAAGAUCGAGCUGGAGAUAAAGGACGACCGCGUGCGGCUGGUCGCGGAUGGGCCGCAGACUCGGCUAGCUAUGGCGAAGACGGCUUUCCUCGAGACGUUCUUCCCCGUUGACGAGGAUGGCAACGAGCUCGAGCGCGUUAUGGACCCUCCGUCUGUUAUCACGGAGCAACAGGCUCACCUACCCUCCGUCAACCGCGAGCUUCGCAAGAUCUCGCGCGCGACGACGAAGUUCGCUGAGUCCAUCGUCGAUUCUGUACACCAUCUGCGGACAGCGUUGCGCGGGACGGAGGGUUGCCAGGAGCUUCUUGAGAACUGGUAUCUGUUCGCGUCCGAACACGGGCAGCAUGCGCAGAAGUUCAUGGACCGCUCGCAGCUGCUGCGCUUCCACCGCCUACUUAUCAAGCUCGCGAUCUCAUGGCUAUCCUUCAUCUGCGACGACUGCGACCAUAACGACCGCAAGACCUUCCGUUGGGCCGUCAAUGCUCUGGAGUUCACGAACAGCAGAACGCGGCGAUACAUCCACCUCCUGCCGGAAGAGCAGUAUCGCAUGCUUCGACAUAACGUGGCUAUCUGCAUGCGCUUCCUGCAGACGCACUUCGACCUAUUGGGUGCGCGCUCGGCCAUGGUCGCCGCCCGCGAGAAGCAGAUGCAGAAGGAGAAGCUGCGGCAGCUCGCUGCCGACAGCGAGCUCGAGACCGACGAACUCGAGCGGCCCUUCUCGCCCGACCAGUCCGAUAUGCGCCUCGCGUACACCGACCAGAGCACGCGCAUGUUCUGGGACCGCGUCUCGCGCGCGGUGCAGGAAUUGGAGGCGGAGCGCAGCCAGAUCGGCUCAGAGCAGCGCGUGCUGGGCCGCGUACUGGACACGGAGAAGCUUGAGGACCGGACGCUUGUCUUCCUCGCGUCGAGCAGCUCGAACUUCGCCAUUCGCUGGCAGCAGGGCCGCUUCAUCGGCUCGGGCGCCUUCGGAAGCGUGUACCUGGCUGUCAACUUGGACUCGGGCUCGCUGAUGGCGGUGAAGGAGAUCAAGUUCCAGGAGCUCACAGGUCUGCCGAAUCUGUACCAGCAGGUGAAGGCGGAGCUGAGCGUCAUGGAGCGGCUGCACCAUCCGAAUAUUGUCGAGUACUAUGGGAUUGAAGUGCACCGCGACAAGGUGUACAUCUUCGAGGAGUACUGCCAGGGAGGGAGCAUGGCUGCGCUGUUGGAACACGGAAGGAUCGAGGACGAACGGAUCAUCCAGGUGUAUACUAUGCAGAUGUUGGAGGGUUUGGCGUACCUGCACUCGCAGAAUAUCGUGCAUCGCGAUGUCAAGCCUGACAAUAUCUUGCUCGACCACCUGGGUGUCAUCAAGUUCGUCGACUUCGGUGCCGCGAAGAUCCUCGCAAAGAACUCGAAGACCGUCCAGCGGACUUGGAAGGGGACGAACGUCGAGCCGGCAACGCCUAGUAUCAACACGGCCAGCAAGCCGCCUGGCAUGAACAGCUUGACGGGCACGCCGAUGUACAUGUCGCCGGAGAUCAUCAAGAACGACCGGCGCGGGCGGCAGGGUGCGAUGGAUAUCUGGUCCAUGGGUUGCGUUGUACUCGAGUGCGCGACUGGCAAGAAGCCGUGGAGUAAUUUGGAUAACGAAUGGGCAAUCAUGUUCCAUAUUGGUGUCGCAACGCAACACCCUCCAUUGCCCGAGCCUGGCCAACUCAGCCCUCUCGGUAUCGACUUCUUAAAGCAAUGUCUUAUCAUCGACCCUAUGAAGCGGCCUUCCGCGCAGGAGCUGAUGGAUCACGCCUGGAUGCUCGAGUUCCGCGCCGCUCUCGCUACGUACGAAGAAGAGGAGGGUCAGGCCGCGCCAGAAGAGAUCCCGACCGACAAGGACUACGAGCACGCGUCCGUCGCGCGACAGGCGGCCAUCAUGCAGGAGAAGGAGAUGGAGGAGAUCAUGCAAUCGCCGACGCCUGUGUCGCCCGAGGACAUGCAGACGCCGUCAGAGAUGUACAUGUAG
Schizophyllum commune H4-8 is the source of this 4272-nucleotide messenger RNA. RefSeq lists its product as uncharacterized. The coding region runs from base 1 to 4272 and encodes 1423 amino acids. Gene Ontology annotation, biological process: protein phosphorylation. Lineage: Eukaryota; Fungi; Basidiomycota; Agaricomycetes; Agaricales; Schizophyllaceae. The transcript has 5 exons. The record is from RefSeq and is a predicted model, not a curated record. Gene Ontology annotation, molecular function: ATP binding; protein kinase activity.